This is a messenger RNA of Pyricularia oryzae 70-15, 963 nucleotides long. RefSeq lists its product as uncharacterized. Lineage: Eukaryota; Fungi; Ascomycota; Sordariomycetes; Magnaporthales; Pyriculariaceae. The coding region runs from base 1 to 963 and encodes 320 amino acids. The record is from RefSeq and is a predicted model, not a curated record. The transcript is spliced from 2 exons.
AUGGUCACACAUUGGAAGACAGAUCCCAUCAUGGAAACACAACCCAGACAACCUCGGAGGAUAAACCAACUCCACAGACCCCAGAUAUAUGUCAACCUUGAGUUUGGCGUAUCUUGGUCCCAGGCCCACCUGCCAAACCGUCAUGGCAUUGAGUAUAGAUCAAGGGGCUUGAGAGACAAAGGCUCCUACUCCCGCCAGGUGCCACCCCCAAACACCAACUACCUCGAGCAGAUCCCCGUUGUUGCCUUUGCCUAUCCGUAUACCGUCGACGACAGCAACCAACUUCAUCUCUACUAUCACCAAGAUCAGUCACUGCAGCUGCCUGUGGAUUCAAACUACCAGUUUUACCCGCCAGAGCAGUCGGAACAACAGCAACAACAAACACAGCAUGUCCCUAUCCCUCUUCGUACUUCAUCAUUAGCAAACCCACAAGAAAGCCCUCAGCGAGCUUCGCAAACAGCCAACAUCACUAGUAUCCCAUCUCUGCCUGUAGAUAUUGGCACCAGGCCAGCCACACAAACCACGAUCACCUCCAGCCGUGACCCUGUCCCCCGAGGUCGGCAAUUCUCAAAUCCCAGGAGGUUUCAGCCACAACUGGAGAGUCCUAUAGAGGAGCCCGAGGAGCAGAGGCCGUCACGCGAGGCCAGGACGCCGGUGCACUCCAGAGGUCGUUCCGCACCACCACCAAUCGCCGACAGUCCCUGGAACGUCCAGGCCCAGCCGGCCGUGUUCCAGUUCACCCAGCAGUCAGUUCCCAGUGUUUCGUCACCAACGCAGUCUACCGGCUCCGUAGCCAUGCAAGGAAGGUCGAUAUCUCAGGGCGAUGCGCGGCUGUGGAAGGCCCUUCCUGAGCCGCCAACCUCGUUCCGACUCGGCGAAGAGGUGGUGGAACCAAGGCGAGCGCGAGGCGAUCCAGGUGCGCACGGCACCAACAACACCGGUGCUUGGCAACAACAACAAUAA